UCCCCCUCCCGAAGGCGGCGGUGCUUGGGGGGGAGUCCUCUCGCUGAGUCCGCUGCUCUUUGGCUGCGCUGUGGAGAGAAGCUGCAGCGCAGCAUCAGCACAGACACUGAGCUCAAGUUGGCAACUACACCAUCACUGAUGCUGAGGACUUUACUCAUGUUUCCACCGCGACAUUCAUCAUUCACAUGUUUUUUUUUUUUAAACUCUAAUCACUUUCAGCCAUGUCAACCGUCAGCGUCGCUUUUUUAACACCACAUUUACUCUUUGCAUGCAGUCCACCAGAAUGAACUUUAUUUAGGACGCAUCCUGCAGGUAUCCUGAGGUCCAGUCUCACCGUCUUCAUCCGCUGGACGUCUUUCUUGUGAUACAGUUCAGUUUCACCUCAGAUUACCACUCAUCAUCACUAAUAUUUGCUUAAGGACGGAGGGAAGAGGACAAUGGGGGCCGGUGGGGUUUCCCCCCAAGCCCUGCUGUGGCUCAACCUGUUCAGCUUCAUCUCUCUGGCGUCGUCCCUCAACCCGGACGACCCCAACGUGUGCAGCCACUGGGAGAGCUAUGCAGUGACUGUCCAGGAGUCCUACGCUCAUCCGUUCGACCAGGUCUACUACACCCGCUGCACCGACAUCCUCAACUGGUUCAAAUGCACCAGACACAGGAUCAGCUAUAAGACAGCCUACAGGAGAGGUGUGAGGACCAUGUACAGGCGACGCUCUCAGUGCUGCCCGGGCUUCUAUGAAAGCGGAGACCUGUGUGUUCCGUUGUGCACUGAGGAGUGCGCCCACGGUCGGUGUGUCUCUCCUGAUACCUGCCAGUGUGAGCCCGGCUGGGGAGGACUGGACUGCUCCAGCGGCUGUGAGAGCGACUACUGGGGUCCCCACUGCAGUAACCGCUGUCAGUGCCGGAACGGGGCCAAAUGUAACCCGAUAACCGGAGCCUGCGUCUGCACCGACGGCUACCAGGGCUGGCGCUGCGAGGAGACUUGUGACCUCGACUUCUACGGCAAGGACUGCAUGCUGGAGUGCCAGUGCCUCAACGGUGCCACCUGCCACCAUCAGACCGGCGAGUGCCUCUGUGCGCCCGGAUACACCGGUGCCUUCUGUGAGGAGCCUUGUCCUCCAGGUAAACACGGCUCCCUGUGUGAACAGCGUUGUCCCUGUCAGAACGGAGGAACCUGCCACCACGUCACAGGGGAGUGCUCCUGUCCCGCCGGCUGGGUGGGUCCCGUCUGCGCUCAGCCGUGUUCGUUCGGAUCGUUUGGAAUUAAUUGCUCCCAGGAGUGCACCUGUCGUAACGGAGGCCUGUGCGACCACAUCAGCGGUCAGUGCCAGUGCACCGCCGGCUACAUCGGAGAGAGAUGCCAGGACGAGUGCCCGGUCGGCACUUACGGGCCGCAGUGUGCCCACAAGUGUGACUGCCAGAACGGCGCCAAGUGCUACCACAUCAACGGUGCCUGCCUGUGCAACGAGGGCUUCAAGGGCCCGAGCUGCCAGGACCGCUUCUGUCCCACCGGCCUGUACGGACUCAUCUGCGACAAAUACUGCCCCUGCAAAGAGACAAACACGCUCAGCUGUCACCCUUUGUCAGGAGAGUGCACCUGUGCAGCGGGAUGGGCGGGGCUUUACUGCAACGAGACCUGUCCGGCGGGUUACUACGGCGAGGGCUGCAGAGAGCUGUGUGCCUGCGCCAACGGAGCCGACUGUGACGGCACCACUGGAGGUUGUGUGUGUGCACCAGGAUAUAUAGGUGACGACUGCUCUAUCAGCUGUCCUGCAGGCCUGUACGGGAUCAACUGCACCUCCUCGUGCUCCUGUCACAACGAGAUCUCCUGCUGGCACAUCGACGGCUCCUGCAUCUGCAGAGAAGGUUGGCAGGGCGUGGACUGCUCCAUCCCGUGCUCCAGUGGUACCUGGGGACUGAGCUGCAAUCAGACGUGUCAGUGUGCCAACGGGGCGGCCUGCGACCCGGUCAAUGGAACCUGCACCUGCUCCCCGGGCUGGAGGGAUGAAUACUGCGACUUACCGUGUCCUGAGGGAUCAUACGGACUGGACUGCAGAGAGAGAUGUGACUGUGUCAACGCCGAUGGCUGCGAUCCAGUGACCGGCUUAUGUCGCUGUCUCGCAGGUUGGACAGGUGUCCAUUGUGACAGCGUGUGUGAGGAGGGACGCUGGGGACCCAACUGCUCCUACAGCUGCACCUGCGAGCACGGAGGCUCGUGCUCGCCGGAGGACGGUGCCUGUGUGUGCGCUCCGGGUUACCGCGGCACCAACUGCAGACGAACAUGUUCGCCCGGUUUCUACGGCCACCGCUGCAGCCAGUCCUGUCCUCAGUGUAUCCACAGCGACGGGGCGUGUCACCAUGUCACCGGCCACUGCGAGUGUCUCUCCGGUUUCUUCGGUUCACUCUGCAACCAAGUGUGUCCCAGUGGAAAGUAUGGUAAAGCCUGCGCCGAGACAUGUUUGUGCACCAACAACGGCACUUGUAAUCCCAUCGACGGUUCCUGUCAGUGCUACCCUGGAUGGAUCGGCGAGGACUGCUCCAAACCGUGUCCUCAGGGCUCGUGGGGUCCAGACUGCAUCCACACAUGUAACUGUCACAACGGAGCCCAGUGCAGCGCUACAGAUGGAGAGUGUAACUGCAGCCCUGGAUGGACGGGACUCUACUGUACUCAGCGCUGUCCUACUGGUUUCUACGGCUCCCAGUGCGCCGAGGUGUGUCGCUGUCAGAACGGGGCGGACUGCGACCACAUCAGCGGACAGUGUUCCUGCAGGACGGGCUUCAUAGGACAGAGCUGUGAACUCAAGUGUCCUGCGGGGACGUUCGGUUACGGCUGCCAGCAGCUGUGCGAGUGUAUGAACAACGCCACCUGCGACUACGUGACGGGAACCUGCUACUGCAGCAUCGGCUUCAAAGGCAUCCGCUGUGACCAGGCGGCCCUGAUGAUGGAGGAACUGAACCCGUACACCAAGAUCAGCCCGGCGCUGGCGUCGGAGCGCCAGUCAGCCGGCGCCGUGCUGGGCAUCAUCUUCCUGCUGCUGCUCAUCAUGGCCAUGCUGGGUCUGGUGGUCUGGUUCCGCUAUCGGCAGAGAGAGAAAGGUCACCACGUGCCCAACGUCACCUACACGCCCGCCAUGCACAUCAACUCCACCGACUACUCCCUCUCAGACUACAUGAAGGGCUCCCUGUCCAGCACCUGCUCCCUCAACAGUGAAAACCCGUACGCCACCAUCAACGACCCGCCUGCUCUGGCCUGCAAACACUUGGAGAGCAGCUACGUGGAGAUGAAAUCGCCGGCUCACCAUGAACACAUGACGCACUGCUGCUCCGCCGCCAUCAUCACCACGACCACCACCACCACGGCGCCAGCCAAGAACGUCUACGACAUGGAACCAACCAUCAGUAUCGUCCAGGGAGCCGGCGGCAUGGUGGUUCCCAGUUACCCUCAGAACCCGUACGACCUUCCCAGGAACAGCCACAUCCCCAGCCACUAUGACCUGCUGCCCGUACGCCCGAGCCCGUCUCACAGCCACAGCCUCACCUUCCACAGCCACAGCCCCCCGCUGCCCGGCAGCCCCACCAGCUCGCUGCUCUAGACCCCCGACACCCCAACAGACUGGACGCCUUUGGGGGGGGGGAACCCAGUGCACACCCAGUUCAUCCAGAAACUGUGAACUGGGACACAACGUUGGAGGGAUGUGUUUUUGAUUGAUGAGCGCAGGAGGAGGACAAAGAUAUGAUUUGUUGAGACUAAUAUUUAUUUCUGCGUGUGUGUGAAUCUCCCUCUCGCAGUGCUCACACCGUUGCACUGCUGUUUGAUAUCUUAUCACUGUAUUAUAUCCAAACUGUUCGAGCUGUUUCGUGCCAGUCAAUACUACAUAUUUGUGUCGUAUUGUAAAUUUCCCCCUCAUCAACAGAAACGUCAACAGAGGGAAUAUACACGUACAUACGCGCACGAGUAUACCUUUUUUUUCUGGUAUGCUGGUGUCUUUGUCAUUUUUGAUACAUCCUGAGUCAGAAGACGGAAACCGGAGGACGACGGGAAAAAAACUGACUGAGUUACUCGUGUAAAAUUAGCGGAGUUGAACUGUAAAUGUGCCAAAGACAAGAGAGACGCCGACUUCACACCUGAACAAGCAUCAUAUGAACAUUGUUGCUCGCAGUGCAAACAAACUUGUACAAACUUGUACAAGAAAAAGAUGUUCCUUCCCAAAAAAAAAAAAAAAAAAAAAAAAAAAGGAACUGAGGAAUGCUGGUCAGGUUUACACUACCUGUAUAGUUCUGGUAUUUUUACACAUUGUUUCUUAUUUCCUGUUUACAUAUUUAAAGAUCCUGACGGGAUCCAUAUUUUCUCUCUUUUUGUAUGUACUGUAGACUAAGUGGUGUAUCGGAUGUACACUCGCUGUACAUUGUAGUGGUUAUUAUUGUGAUUUUUUCUUUUGUUGUGUCGAGCUUAAUACACAUGCAUGCCAAAGAUUAUUCAAGAUAUUAAUAGUUAGUCAGGAAAAAACCCUUAUUAUGUCCUUUGGUGCAAAUUAUUGUCAUCUGACUGACUCAACAUGAGAACCAAAAACAUCUGGAACAUGUGUUUUAAGGAUAUGCAGUGAUGUAUUUGGUAUAGUGAGGAAAAAAAGGCCAAUGAAAGUUAAAAUUUUUUAUUUACUUCACAUAAAAGCUCCUAAAAACAAAGAAAAUAUUUCUCAUCUCCUUGUGGCAACUAUCUCUUAUAAUCCAGAUGAAAUUGAGCCGUAAAUGGAUGAAAUUUUGCUUAAUUUUCCAGUUUUUUUUAAAUAUUCUAAAACUUUGGCAAAUAGCAAUAACAGGACAUGUUGACAAUCAGAUGUUAUCAGCUUUGUUUUCUCAACGUAUUUGUUUUCCUGCUUUUGUUCCUUUUUUUUUUUGCUCCGACUUUAUAUCUUGCUCGUAUGUCAUUUUCUCAUCUUUGAUCCAGAAAAUAGUUUCAGCUAUAGUAGAUGUAUCCAGUGCUACUUGUGUUUUUUGUUUUUUUGUUUGUUUCAAGCUCUUAAGCUUAAUAAAGUCGUCAUAGC
This is a messenger RNA of Thunnus maccoyii (southern bluefin tuna), 5042 nucleotides long. Its product is annotated as multiple epidermal growth factor-like domains protein 11. The transcript is spliced from 23 exons. NCBI's taxonomy places the organism in Eukaryota, Metazoa, Chordata, Actinopteri, Scombriformes, Scombridae. The record is from RefSeq and is a predicted model, not a curated record. Gene Ontology annotation, molecular function: protein binding; scavenger receptor activity. The coding region runs from base 438 to 3590 and encodes 1050 amino acids.